Messenger RNA from Pocillopora verrucosa, 4130 nucleotides. RefSeq names its product ankyrin repeat domain-containing protein 54. NCBI's taxonomy places the organism in Eukaryota, Metazoa, Cnidaria, Anthozoa, Scleractinia, Pocilloporidae. Gene Ontology annotation, molecular function: protein binding. The record is from RefSeq and is a predicted model, not a curated record.
GCAAUCAUAUUCCGAUAAGAACCCGCGAUAUCGAGUCGGAACAACGCCACUCUGUGUCUGGCUGCUCUUUUGGUAAUACCAUUGUUAAUCUUUUUAGUGAUUUAAAAAGUGAAGGCGAUUGGGUGUUCUUUUACUCUUUGCGUUACUUGAUUUGCUUUUGUCACGCUAGAAGUCUUUGUCACGAGCAUGAAAAUUUGGUGAAUAAAGGUGCACAACUUGCUUAGAAGUAUCCAGUUGACUCUGAAGUGUUGAGAAUCCUAAUUUCAUUGUUCUAAAUAUGGAAAAGGAAGAUGUACUUGAUGACAAGAGUUCAACAGCUUUUAAAAUCAACUGGUCCUCUUCAAACAUUCCUUCUAACUUUGUAGUGAACAAUACACUGCCUCCAAGUCUGGCACACAGCUACUCACAUCAAACAUUACUUGGGCAUGGUCAGCAGUUUUCCAAGAAACUACUGCCGUCUAGAACAAAAUUUCGAACACAUGCUACUGUUAAGGUUUCACCGAUGGGACAUGAUCAUUUGGCAGAGAGGAAACUUAGAGACUCAGUACAAAAAUCUGAUACAAGCACAUUGUUUGAGCUGAUCAACAAGGGUGUAAAUGUGUCUGGUGCUGACUCAAAACAUAGAACUGCUCUUCAUUUUGCUGCAGCACAAGGAAAUGCUCAAACCCUAAAGGUUCUACUUGAAAAUGGAGCUAAUCCAAAUGCAAAAGAUCUUAAUGGAAAUACACCUCUUCAUCUGGCUGCUUGUACAAAUCAGGUUAAAAUAGUGACUCUCCUACUACAAGCAGGGAGUGACGUCAAUGCUUCUGACUUCAGUGGAAAAACUCCACUUGACCUUGCAAACUCCAGGUUAAGAAUUCUUUAUGGUAAUCAGAACAUCAGAGGAAAGCCAUCAAUUUAUUGUGAGGAAGUGAAGCAAGUUAUAGAGAUGAUCAAGGCAUACAUGUCAAGACUUGGAAAUACAAAGGCAGAAGAAACACUGGAUCAACUUUGUAGCAUGCUCGGAGAUUCUACCACUACAGAAGAGGUUGAUGAAGUUCAUUCUUUGCUGGCCAGUUUUACUGCAAUGAAUCUUUCACACAGUGCUGAAGACAGGACAUAGGAUUAUCAAUUGAAAGUAAUAUCAAUUUUUAAUCCAUUAAGAACAGGAACUUAGAAUUCAUUUUCUAACCCACAGCAGGCAAAACAUUACUUUUGGGGUUUGAAUUUUGUUAAAUUUCAAAGUUUUGCCUGCUCAUGAAACUGAGUUAUGAAUGGAGAUUGCAUUCUGUUACCACUAAUCAUCCCAUCAGUGAUCAAAACAGAAUUACUCUUUACAACAUCAAUACAAUAUCAUGCAGGCAAGUGAUGGGAAUACAGAAAUAUAUAAUUAACCCUUUACACCCUAACAUCAGUAUUCAUAUUCUCCAUGCGGUUCUCUGUACAUUUGAUAAGGUGCUGACAAGGAGAAUUUGUUUCACAAUCAAGAGUUUCUUUAGUUGGUGAUCAUUUCCUUUAUUCUCAUGACAUUCAUGUGUGAUUCAGUAGUGAUGAUGAUAAGAGAAAUUAGAUUUUAGUCACUCUUAGGGGUUAAAGGGUUAAGGGAUUAUAAGUUGAUCCAUUAUCAAAUUCUCUCAACUAAUAUUAUAAGAAUUGUAUGGCAGACAGAACAGGAAAUUACCAACGAGAUCUGGGGGUGAAAGGGUUAAAUAUGGUGGCAAAGAGGUAUAUUAGAAAUAAAAAAGAUAAAAAAAUACAAAAAAAAACAUUUGUAAGGGCUAUUCAAUGGUGCCACUCGUUUAUUUGUCUUAAAGAAACACAGAGUAACAUUUUUUGCAGCUUUGUAGAUUUAAAUAGUGCUGAUGUAGUAAAUCUUGAAAUACAAAAGUAUAAAAGGAAAAAAAGGUUAAAUACAGUUAUUAGGUUAAAACAAACAAGCUUGUGUAUCAGUAAAGUUUAAUCCAGGUAAAGUUCAACAGUGGUAAACUUCCAGUCCUCUUCAAUGCUGCUGUUUGCUUCCUCAAGGUCACAAAGCUGUCCUUUCUCCUCCUUCAUCUUUUCCUUCAGGUAAUUCUCCAAACCAAACAAAGUAGAAAGAGUACUCUCAUUUGCAGCAAUGCUGGUUUCUCCUUUGGUAAACCCACAUGAUUGCCGCCUUUGUUCCUUCAGUUUGUCCUUGAGAUAAUCUUCCAGGUCAACAACUGUAGAGUGGCCACUCUCAUCUGUGUCAAAGCUAUCCUCAUAAAACCCACCAGAUUUUUGCUUCCAUUCCUUGGUGGGAUUAACCACAGUAGGCAGACCUGUCUGAUAUUCUCCACUGCUACCAUCCUCACUGGUAAACCCUCCCGAUUGCGGUCGUGGUUUCUUUUUUUUGGGUUUGGGUCUCUCAGUAUGUCUGGUCUGUUUUGCAUUCUCAUCCUCAUCAGAACUUGAGGUGCUGGUGUUUGCUUCAGGGAUUGCUCUGGACUUGCGUCUUCUCUUUUUCAUACUCUCUGUCAAAAGAGUUUUGGUCUCUAACUUUCCAGCUUCCAUUUUGUCCAUUUCAUCGUCUGUGGAACCACGUUCCCAAAACUCCCUAAAAAGAAACACAGUGAUUCUUACUAAAUACCAAAGCUUAAAGUGACAGCUUCUUUAUACCUUUCCAAAUGUCUCAUAGCCCAAAAGCCUUGAGAAGGAACUAUUAUAUAAUACUGGCAAUUUGUGGAUUCAUUAAAGUCCUAUCCAAACGAGUAAGGCUCUAGUUGGAGAGUUUCGAGACCAUUGCAUUCAAAACUUUAUACAAGCCAAAAAACUUUCCAUGACUUACUUAAGGGUGCUCAUUGCUAAUAUUGCUUAUAAUCCAUAUGACGAUUUUGCAAUUGCACAAGAUGCAGGCUUAUGCAAAUUGAAAACCUAUCAUAUCAUCAGAAGUGACAAUCAUGAAAUCACUGGCAGUUCAUACAAUUUUUUUAUUAUUCUCAGAAAAUUCAUUUUCGUGGGUUACUUGGUUACUUGUGAGUGUCAUAGCACACUUUUGAGCAGUUUGGAAAAUGCUCGGAGGUUUUCUACGCAUGGACUGUCUCAUGGGUUAUCUUAAAAAAAGUCACUUAGAAACUGGCAUAUACAGUACACUCUUAACCCUUUAACUCCCAUGAGUGACCAAGAAAGAAUUUCUCCUUACAAUGUUAAUACAAUAUCAACCAGAUAAGUGAUGAGAAUAAAGAAAAAUAUCAAUUUGUGGAUAAGUUGAUCCAAUACUAAAUUCUCUGAACUAACAUUAUAAGAAUUGUAUGGUUGACAGUAAGGAGAAUUACAAAUUUGAUUUGGGAGUUAAGGGGUUAAAAGCUUACUUUUGAGGGAAUGCAAUGCAGAAAUCCAGUACUACACUUUGAAACCUCUCUAUGCAUUGUCAAUUGACUGGUCAAGAGCUAUAAGAAAAAUGUUAGCAAAUAAUAAAAUGUUUCACUUACGUGAUCAUGUCAACAAGUUUUUCCCCAUAUAUUUUCAUGAUAGAAAAGACCACUGCUAUUAAAAGUAACACCAUGAUUACCAUAAGAAUUAUCACAACUGCAGGGGAUGAUGAGCCUGAGUUGGCUUUGGAACUGUGAAUUAAAAAGCGAACCUGAGCUGCUGUUGCUGUAGAGGAAAAGAGAGAACCAUUGUGAAAUAUUACAUCCAUUGUAUACACAGAUUAUAGUUAUAGAUUAUAUACUCGGAGAACAGCAAAUAUGCAAUUGAGUCAUUCAUUUUGUCCAAUUUGGUCCUGGACUGCUCUAUAAAGAUUAACACGAACAUGUCUUUGUUCUGCAUUGUUUUCAUAGGAAGAAAAUUUUUCUCUUUUUGUGACACUUAUCUUUUUAAUUCUCUGAUAGUAGGACUAUACAAUAAUAUGUGUUAUUCUGUCUUUUUUAACCAUAAAUUUAAAACCUGAAUUCAGACUUAAAAUUUCUUUGUGAGUAUGGCAAAGUCAAUAAUUAUAACAAUCGAUAAUUUGAUCAACUGAUCCAGUAUACACGCAGAUGAAGAUGGGUCUUGAUCUGGGCAAAAUAUGUUCAGGGUAAAUGUCUUGAACUUGGAAGAACAGUUAAUAAUUGUGUUGUGCCUUCAUUAAGGCAAGAGUCAUCCUAAUUAAAAACUCAUAAUUUGUCAUCUGAGGUCAAAGUACCACUUAU